Messenger RNA from Megalobrama amblycephala (Wuchang bream), 6537 nucleotides. RefSeq lists its product as uncharacterized. Gene Ontology annotation, biological process: protein autophosphorylation; negative regulation of apoptotic process; regulation of mitotic cell cycle. The transcript has 13 exons. Gene Ontology annotation, cellular component: cytoplasm. NCBI's taxonomy places the organism in Eukaryota, Metazoa, Chordata, Actinopteri, Cypriniformes, Xenocyprididae. Gene Ontology annotation, molecular function: protein serine/threonine kinase activity; ATP binding. The record is from RefSeq and is a predicted model, not a curated record. The coding region runs from base 1 to 2130 and encodes 709 amino acids.
AUGUUUGUUGUUUGCAGAAAAACACACAAAAAGAAGAACCUCAUCCGGAGAGCCUGGGAGGCUGAGAAACAUCCCAAUCAAUCCCAGGAAACCAAAGUGUGUGCUUUUGUGCCGGAGCAGGAGUCUGAGCAGGAGCUCCCUCACACAUCCAGUGUCGAGCCGACAGACCGUGAGUCUCCAGUUAUUAACACUCAGAACGCCUGUGUUGGCCUCCAGAAGGUGCGGAGGAAGAAACGUUCCCCCCCUAAAGAAAGAAGAGUGCCUCAAGAUUUAACUCUCCCGGAAAUAGAAAAAAAACACACGAAAAAGAAGAACCUCAUCCGGAGAGCCUGGGAGGCUGUGAAACAUCCCAAUCAAUCCCAGGAAACCAAAGUGUGUGCUUUUGUGCCGGAGCAGGAGUCUGAGCAGGAGCUCCCUCACACAUCCAGUGUCGAGCCGACAGACCAAAAACACACGAAAAAGAAGAACCUCAUCCGGAGAGCCUGGGAGGCUGUGAAACAUCCCAAUCAAUCCCAGGAAACCAAAGUGUGUGCUUUUGUGCCGGAGCAGGAGUCUGAGCAGGAGCUCCCUCACACAUCCAGUGUCGAGCCGACAGACCAAAAACACACGAAAAAGAAGAACCUCAUCCGGAGAGCCUGGGAGGCUGUGAAACAUCCCAAUCAAUCCCAGGAAACCAAAGUGUGUGCUUUUGUGCCGGAGCAGGAGUCUGAGCAGGAGCUCCCUCACACAUCCAGUGUCGAGCCGACAGACCAAAAACACACGAAAAAGAAGAACCUCAUCCGGAGAGCCUGGGAGGCUGUGAAACAUCCCAAUCAAUCCCAGGAAACCAAAGUGUGUGCUUUUGUGCCGGAGCAGGAGUCUGAGCAGGAGCUCCCUCACACAUCCAGUGUCGAGCCGACAGACCAAAAACACACAAAAAAGAAGAACCUCAUCCGGAGAGCCUGGGAGGCUGUGAAACAUCCCAAUCAAUCCCAGGAAACCAAAGUGUGUGCUUUUGUGCCGGAGCAGGAGUCUGAGCAGGAGCUCCCUCACACAUCCAGUGUCGAGCCGACAGACCAAAAACACACAAAAAAGAAGAACCUCAUCCGGAGAGCCUGGGAGGCUGUGAAACAUCCCAAUCAAUCCCAGGAAACCAAAGUGUGUGCUUUUGUGCCGGAGCAGGAGCAGGAGCUCCCUCACACGUCCAGUGUCGAGCCGACAGACCGUGAGUCUCCAGUUAUUAGCACUCAGAACGCCUGUGUUGGCCUCCAGAAGGUGUGGAGGGAGAAAUGUCCCCGCCCUAAAAGAAUAAAAGUGCCUCCAUAUUUAACUCUUGGGGAAAUAGAAAUUUUUAAGGAACAUGUGAGAUGGUGCAGAGAAAUUGGAUUCUUUGAGUGGUCAAUAGAAGCGAGAGAGCAGCAUAAUUCAGAAUACUUUCGCUUUCUUUAUGAAGUUGGAGAGAAACUGGGAUCGGAAAAUGAUGAAGUCCAUACCCAUGAGGGAAUUAGAAAUUCGGAUGGACAAAAAGUGGCCAUCAAAUUUGUGAAGCCAGAACGCCAGAUUGGAGUGCGUUCCAAACCUGUGUGUGAAGAGGCACGUUUAAUGUUGAAGGUGCAAGCGCCCACAACUUGCGAGUACAUCGUAAAGUUAUACGACUGGUUUAUCAUGGAUGAAAAAGAUGUCUUAAUUGUGGAAUACCAUCCCUCCGUGACCUUGCCUGAGUUCAUCAAAGAGUACAGUGAUCGUCUGAGUGAAGAAGUAGUGAAACAUAUUAUUUGGCAACUCACUAUUGCAUUACGUCACUGCAUGGAACUUGGUGUUCUACAUGACGCAGAUUUAGAAAACAUACUGAUCAACCAGGACACCAUGCAGAUGAAGUUAAUAAACUUCAGCAACGCCAUGCAACUGGGUCCAGACACAAUAAGACGAGGAGCUGUAGAGUUAAUAAUUAGUGCCUUACACACUGCAAUGAAAGAACUCAUCGAUGGACUUCCAUUUGAGAAAAAAACACAUCUGUCCAAAGAAUGCCUGGAUGUUCUUCGGAAAAUUCAGAAAAACAAAGCGCUAGGGGACACCUUAGAUGCCAUUUUAGAUCAUGCCUGGUUUAAAAAACAUUCCCAGACGGAAGAAGAAAGAAAUCAAGAAAAGUAGAAAAAGGUAGAAGCAGUCGUGCUGCAGUUCCUUCACCGGGGCCUAUAGCUGAGCUGCAGGGUCAUCAGCUGGAGACCACCUCUCACCGACGUCUUUUCAGCCUCUUCAGCCAGGUCUUUCAGAUAUGGGGUGACAAUUGUUCCUUUAUUCCAAUGAUCCACAAAUAAGGAGUUUCACAAAAGUGAAUUAAAUUCACUAAUAUAUAGAGUAUGAUUUGGAUUCACAAACACAACUCUGCCUGGCAUUCAUUUGCGAAUCGCUUUCUGUGCAUGUGUGAAUCGCUUUCUGUGCAUUUGUGGAUCACUAUCAGCACAUUUGUGGAUCACUGCACGCAAAUGUGAAUCGCUUUCUGCGCUUUUGUGGUUCGCUGCACGCUGUUGUGGAUUUCUGAAUAUUUCUAGCGUCAAGACGUGCACACAAAUCCACAGAUUUACUCAGGCCAAUCAGAUAACGGCCAUUUGUGCUGAACAAUCGUUUCUCUCUGAGAAAUAUCGCUUUACAUCUAGCUAUAGAAUAGAAAUAGCACUUUAAAUACUGUUAUAGAAUAGAAAUAGCACUUUACAUCUAGCUAUAGAAUAGAAAUAGCACUUUACAUCUAGCUAUAGAAUAGAAAUAGCACUUUAAAUACUGUUAUAGAGAAUAGAAAUAGGGCUAUAAAUACCGUUAUAGAAUAGAAAUAGCACUUUACAUCUAGCUAUAGAAUAGAAAUAGCACUUUAAAUACUGUUAUAGAAAAGAAAUAGCACUUUAAAUACUGUUAUAGAAAAGAAAUAGCACUUUAAAUACUGUUAUAUAGAAUAGAAAUAACACUUUACAUCUCGCUAUAGAAUAGAAAUAGCACUUUACAUCUCGCUAUAGAAUAGAAAUAGCACUUUAAAUACUGUUAUAUAGAAUAGAAAUAGCACUUUAAAUGCUAUUAUAGAAUAGAAAUAGCACUUUACAUCUCGCUAUAGAAUAGAAAUAGCACUUUAAAUACUGUUAUAUAGAAUAGAAAUAGCUCUUUACAUCUAGCUAUAGAAUAGAAAUAGCACUUUACAUCUCUAUAGAAUAGAAAUAGCACUUUAUAUCUCUUUAUAGAAUAGAAAUAGCACUUUAUAUCUCUUUAUAGAAUAGAGAACUUGCUACGAUUAGUCAGUUCAACAUGGCCGUUACCUGAUUGGUCUGAGUAGACGGUGUUUGGAGUCCGCCUCAAGGUUUUUGCAUUUUUAAAUUAGUUUUUAUUUUUGCUAUAAAUUUCAGUUUCGUCUAGUUCAGUUUCGUUUAGUUCAGUUUCGUCUGGUUAGCUUUACAUAUCAUUAUAAAAUAGAAAUAGUGCUUUACUCCUCGCUAUAGAAUAGAAAUAGCACUUUAAAUACCGUUAUAGAAUUGAAAUAGUGCUUUACAGCUUGUUAUAGAAUAGAAAUAGAACUUUACAUCUCGCUAUAGAAUAGAAAUAGCACUUUACAUCUUGUUAUAAAAUAGAAAUAGCACUUUAAAUACCGUUAUAGAAUAGAAAUAGCACUUUAAAUAUUGUUUUAGAAUAGAAAUUGCACUUUACAUCUUGUUAUGGAAUUAAAAUAGCACUUAACAUCUCAUUAUAAAAUAGAAAUAGCAUUUUAAAUAUCGUUAUAGAAUAGAAAUAGCACUUUAAAUAUCGUUAUAGAAUAGAAAUAGCACUUUAUAUCUCUUUAUAGAAUAGAUAUAGCACUUUAUAUCUUGUUAUAGAAUAGAAAUAGCACUUUAUAUCUCUUUAUAGAAUAGAAAUAGCGCUUCACAUCUCGUUAUAGAAUAGAAAUAGCACUUUACAUCUCGUUGUAGAAUAGGAAUAGCACUUUAAAUAUCGUUAUAGAAUAGAAAUAGCACUUUAUAUCUCUUUAUAGAAUAGAUAUAGCACUUUAUAUCUUGUUAUAGAAUAGAAAUAGCACUUUAUAUCGCUUUAUAGAAUAGAUAUAGCACUUUAUAUCUUGUUAUAGAAUAGGAAUAGCACUUUAUAUCGCUUUAUAGAAUAGAAAUAGCGCUUCACAUCUCGUUAUAGAAUAGAAAUAGCACUUUACAUCUCGUUGUAGAAUAGGAAUAGCACUUUAAAUAUCGUUAUAGAAUAGAAAUAGCACUUUAUAUCUCUUUAUAGAAUAGAUAUAGCACUUUAUAUCUUGUUAUAGAAUAGAAAUAGCACUUUAUAUCGCUUUAUAGAAUAGAUAUAGCACUUUAUAUCUUGUUAUAGAAUAGAAAUAGCACUUUAUAUCUCUUUAUAGAACAGAAAUAGCGCUUCACAUCUCGUUAUAGAAUAGAAAUAGCACUUUACAUCUCGUUGUAGAAUAGGAAUAGCACUUUAAAUAUCGUUAUAGAAUAGAAAUAGCACUUUAUAUCUCUUUAUAGAAUAGAUAUAGCACUUUAUAUCUUGUUAUAGAAUAGAAAUAGCACUUUAUAUCGCUUUAUAGAAUAGAAAUAGCGCUUCACAUCUCGUUAUAGAAUAGAAAUAGCGCUUCACAUCUCGUUGUAGAAUAGGAAUAGCGCUUUAUAUCUCGUUAUAGAAUAGAAAUAGUGCCUUACAUCUCGUUAUAUAACAUUUAAAUAACAUUUUUAUUUCAUUUCAGUUUACGAGAAUGUUUUUGGAUCGUUUUCGUCUUAGUUUUAGUUUUCGUUUACUUUAGUCCACCUUUCUGUGGAUUUGUUUGCACAUCUUGAUGCUAGAAAUGUUUUGAAAUCCGCAAAUGCAUACAGUGAUCCAUAGAAGCACAUGAAGUGAUCCACAAAUACAUGUAGCAAUUCUCAGAUGUGCAAGAAGCAAUCCACAAAUGCACAAGAAGAGAUCCACAAAUGUGCAGGAAGCAAUUCACAAAUGAAUGCCAGGCAGAGUUGUGUUUUUGACAUAAAAACACAUUAGUUGAUCUCUUUUAUUUGUGGAUCAUAUUUUUUUUGGAAUAAAGGAGCAAUAAUAACCUCAUAUUCAGGGCCUGAUGAUGGUCCAGCCUCCCUGCACUCAGCAGAGAUCUGCGUACUUCUGCCUCUUCCUCUCUUCUACUCCUCCUCCCAUGGAACAGUUAACUCAGUUCAUAGUUUUCAGUCAUGUGACCUGUGCAGUGGGAUAGAGGGCAAAACAAUGGGCCAACAUGGCGGCUUACAGUGGACCACAGCGCACCACAUCGCCCGCGGCGAGGAUCAUCGUGUCCGGACCGCUUCCGACGUACCGACGAGGACAUGAAAGGUUCAGUAGAUUAUUUGCUUUAAAUGAAUGGUUGAUGUCUUGGUGUAAUGAAGAAGCUGCUCGUUAUAAAUAACUGGAAUCUUUUCUGGGAGCGUCCUAGGCUCUUCCGUGCGGAUGGCCUGCACCCCAGCAGCAUCAGAGCUGAUCUUCUGUCGGAGAACAUCUCCAAGACGCUUCGCACCAUAUGACUAGUGAAUCAAACCUCAAAUCACAGUCUGUGUUCUGCCCACUUAACUGAUAGAAAUGUGAGUGUAGUACAGUCUAUAGAAACUGUCUAUUCCCCGAAUAGUGAGGUCUAACAAUAAAAAUAAAGGAUCUAGAAAAAACCUGAUCAUGAUCAAAGCAGAAAUUUGCAUAAUUACUGAACAAAAACAAUUUCUAAAGCUAGGGCUACUAAACAUUAGAUCACUGACACCUAAGGCAGUUAUUAUAAAUGAAAUGAUCACAGAUAAUAGUCUUGAUGUAAUUUGCCUUACUGAAACAUGGCUUAAACCAAAUGAUUAUUUCGGUCUUAAUGAGUCUUGUCCACCUGGCUCCCGUUAUAAAAACAAAUGCCGUCCGAUUGGCCGUGGCGGUGGUGUAGCAACAAUCUAUAGAGAUAUUCUUAAUGUUACUCAGAGAACAAACUACAGCUUUAAUUCAUUUGAAAUUCUUAUGCUAAAUAUUACACUCUCAGAUAUAAGUAAAAAGUCGCUACUAUCUCUUGCUUUGGCACCGUUUAUAGACCUCCAGGGCCUUAUGCUGAUUUCCUAAAAGAGUUUGCAGACUUUCUCUCAGAUCUAUUGGUCAACACUGAUAAAGCGCUGAUUGUUGGAGAUUUUAACAUUCAUGUUGACAAUACAAAUGAUACGUUAGGGGCUGCGUUUACAGAUUUACUAAACUCCUUUGGGGUCAAACAAAACGUCACUGGACCCACUCACCAUUUUAAUCAUACUCUAUAUUUAAUUAUAUCACAUGGAAUAAAUCCAACCGUUAUAGAAAUUCUACCGCAAAGUGAUGACGUCUCUGAUCACUAUCUUGUAACAUGUGUACUGCAUACUGAUGAUAUUUGUCAAAUUGCGCCGCAAUAUCGACUAGGCAGAACAAUUCUCCCGACAACUAUAGAUAAAUUCACAAAUAACCUGCCUGAUCUGUCUCAGCUGCUCAUCGUACCUAAACACACAAAUGAUCUCGAGAAAAUGACUAGCAGCAUGUGCACCAUUUUCACUAGUACAUUAGAUACUG